Molecule: messenger RNA, 2694 nt
Organism: Rubroshorea leprosula
Lineage: Eukaryota; Viridiplantae; Streptophyta; Magnoliopsida; Malvales; Dipterocarpaceae
Source: the annotation of a GenBank genome assembly
GAUAAAUUAGUUAAGUUUUGCAAUUGCAGAUCCAAAGAAGGGAGUGUGAAAUGUUGAUCUGAAAAAUGAUGGAUGUAGAGAGAUCGUCUCUGUGCAAUUGCGUCGUGAAUUUCCUGCUGGAGGAGAACUACCUCUUAACGGCAUUCGAGCUGCUCCACGAACUCCUCGAUGACGGCCGGGACGCCCAGGCCAUUCGCCUCAAGGAGUUCUUCUCUGAUCCCUCUCAAUUCCCUCCAGAUCAGAUCUCUCGCUUCAAUUCUCUUCGUGUUGUAGACCCUCAGAGCUUGCUAGAAGAGAAAGAAGCAGUAGAGGAGAAACUGGCAAUUAGUGAGUAUGAGCUUCGUUUAACUCAAGAAGACAUUAUGAAACUUAAGACUGAAUUACAGAGGAAAGCAGAUCUCCCUCUGGAUAAAUUAAAUGGAUCAGAUUCGGGUGUAUCUGCAAAUCUUGGACCGGAAAUUCAAAGACAGAAGAGGGAUGCCCCCUUCUCUGAUUUGGGUCCUUUGAAGCCCAAUGAACGUAUAGAUCUUAACUGUGCAGUAAAGGAAUAUUUGCUUAUAGCUGGUUACCGGCUUACUGCGAUGACAUUUUAUGAAGAGGUUACAGACCAGAAUUUAGAUGUUUGGCAAGACUCACCUGCGUGUGUACCUGAUGCAUUGCGCCAUUACUAUUAUCAGUACCUUUCAUCUACCGCAGAGGCGGCUGAGGAGAAAAUUGCUAUGCUUCAAGAAAAUGAGUUAUUACGGAAAGCAAAUGAAAGUCUAAAACAUGAGAAACAGGGCCUGCUGAAAAGCAAAGAUUUGGCUGAUGGUCAAAUAAGUGCAUUAACCAAAGCUGUAGAAGCUAAGGACGUCAUGGUACAAGAUUUGAAGCAGGCCAUAGAGCACCAAAGGAAGGAGCUCAAUGGUUGUAGAGCUGAAAUCACUUCACUAAAAAUGCACAUCGAGGGCUCUCUUUCUGGACGAAAUUUGGUAACUACUGAUGGUGAACCUGUUCAGUCCCAGAUGUUGGAAAGUUACAGACAAGAAAUAAAGUCUUUGCAUAUGGAAAUUGAAAGAUUAAAGGUCAACAAUAAAGAUGCUCCCUGUUCUGUGGGUUCCAUACAAUCUGAGGAGGAGUCAAUGAUACAGACUGCAGAGAAAGUUGUUGAGGUGGAUGAAAAGAAAACUGUUAUCUCUCAUCCUGCUGACUUGGCAGGAGUUGUAGACAAUAAAGAUGCUCAAUCACUGUCCACUCAAACCUUUGAAGACAACACUGACAAACCUAAGGAGAUUUCACAACCAUUAUUGAACAGUUCUCUGAAUGUUAAUGAUGCUUUCUCAACUUUCGAUAAUAUAUCUAAACAAGACGAGGAAGCUGCAUUAAAAGAAAGUGGAUUGCAUUUAAAUUCAGACAACAUAAGUGUUGAGGCUGCACCGGAUAAAAUUGGUUUUGGGACCAUUCAGAUCCUUGCAGAUGCCUUGCCGAAGAUUGUUCCUUAUGUUUUGAUCAAUCAUCGUGAGGAGCUCCUUCCCCUGAUAAUGUGUGCAAUUGAGCGCCAUCCAGAUAGCAGCACACGAGAUUCAUUGACCCACACACUCUUUAAUUUGAUUAAACGUCCAGAUGAACAGCAGAGACGAAUUAUAAUGGAUGCGUGUGUCACCCUUGCUAAGAAUGUAGGGGAGAUGAGAACAGAAACAGAGUUGCUUCCCCAGUGCUGGGAACAAAUAAAUCACAUGUAUGAGGAGCGUAGGCUGCUUGUUGCUCAGUCAUGUGGAGAGCUUGCAGAAUUUGUCCGGCCAGAGAUUCGUGAUUCUCUCAUUUUGUCCAUUGUGCAACAACUGGUAGAAGAUUCCGCAACUGUCGUUCGGGAAGCUGCUGCACAUAAUCUGGCCCUGCUGCUUCCAUUCUUUCCUGAUAUGGAUAAAUAUUUCAAGGUGGAAGAGUUAAUGUUCCAAUUGGCUUGCGACCCCUCUGGAGUGGUGGUAGAAACUACGAUCAAGGAACUACUUCCUGCACUAAUAAGUUGGGGAAAGAAAUUAGACCACAUUUUGAGAGUUCUACUCUCACAUAUUUUAAGUUCUGCUCAGCGUUGUCCUCCUCUUUCUGGGGUGGAAGGGUCAGUGGAGGCACAUCUGCAUGUUUUAGGUGAACGAGAACGCUGGAACCUUGAUGUUUUACUUCAGAUACUGGCAGAAUUGCUUCCUUAUGUGCACCAGAAAGCAGUUGAGACAUGCCCAUUUCCUACCGUUUCAGAGUCAGAUGAGACUGUGUUUUCUUGCUCCCUGCUUGAACUUUAUUCUGGGGGACAUGUUGAAUGGCCUGCAUUUGAAUGGUUGCAUGUUGAUUGCUUUCCUGAUUUGAUACAACUCGCUUGCUUGUUGCCCCAAAAAGAAGAUAAGUUAAGAAACCGAAUUACAAAGGUAAUUUUGUCUCCCUCACAGUUCUUUAUCUAUUGUCUUCCUCCCAGUUGUUAUUGGGAUGCCUUUGCGCAAACUGAUGCCUGUACUACUUCAAAGUUCAGACAGUACUCUUUAAAUUUAUGACUGAUUUAGACAUUGUCAUGUAGUUUUUAUUGGCUGUAUCUAAAAGAUUUGGCGAUUCUUAUUUGACCCACAUAAUGCUACCUGUAUUUCUGGGAGCAGUUGGGGAUAAUGCCGACUUGACAUUAAUCCCUUCCAGCCUCCACUCAAGAAUUAAAGGUAUGGUGGAUUG